GAGAAAAAGACCAACCUUUCGUACGAGUAAGACCAGAGCGGGUUUUUUUGUCGAUGGGGGACGAUCCGGGAAGGCUUUAUCGUUUGGAUGGAGUUGCUCAUAUCGCCGGUGUGAUCAACGACGAGCCUCGUCGUUGCAUAUCCAGCGUUAGGCGGCAGCAGGGGAUGCGUCUUGAUGAGAGGUACGUUCCGUACUUGCAGAUGGCCGGAUUGUACCAUCUUGCGAGACUGAAUGACAGAUGGUUCCGACUAGACGAGCCCCUAGUCAGCGCAUUCGUCGAGAGGUGGCGGCCUGAGACGCACACCUUCCACAUGCCGUUCGGAGAGUGCACCAUCACGCUUCAGGACGUCGCAUACCAGCUGGGGUUGCCAGUGGACGGAAAUUACGUUAGUGGUUGCCUGAUAGACUUCCACCUUUACAUUGAGGGUGGGAGACCUGCUUGGCAGUGGUUCCAUGAGUUGCUCGGUGUUUUACCUCCCGAGAACCAGGUGCAGAAAUUCGCAGUCAACUGCACCUGGUUUCAGCAGACAUAUUAUGCAACCAAUUUUAAUGUUUCUCGUACGCAGAUGGUCUGGUUACAAUCCUGGGAUUAG
This is a messenger RNA of Arachis ipaensis, 593 nucleotides long. The record is from RefSeq and is a predicted model, not a curated record. Lineage: Eukaryota; Viridiplantae; Streptophyta; Magnoliopsida; Fabales; Fabaceae.